AAACCAUUAAAUGCUUUUAUCUAUAUCAGCAAAUGCUUAUCACUUUCCUAAUUUCCGCUUGUUUCAAUUAUCUGUUUCUUCUUCGCUAAUCUCUCUGUUACCACCAAAAAGAUAUUCUGCAGCAUAAAAUUUUUUUUGCUAUUCAAGUACUUUAUAUUAAUUACGAGAUAAUAUUGUAAUUAAUUCACUAAUCAGGACUAUAUUUAUUGUUUAAAGAGAGAAAAAUAUAAAUCUAAUGAAGAUUCUAAAGAUAAAAAUAAAUUAUAUUUAAUUAUUGUUAAAUAACAAAUGAUGUUUUAUGUCUUUGAUUAUUAAUUUAUUUAACAUAUAUAUGGCAAAUUUAGUCUUUUAAUUGUAAUUUAUUUAAUUGAAGUUUUUGAACAAUAAGUUAGAAGUAUUAAAAAGGUAUUUGUUUACCAAAAAUUUAAUUAUUAAAAUAUAAUAUUAUCUAUGUAAACAAUAAACUUUAAUUAUUAAUUUAAAUAAAAUUUAUUUUAUUAGUGACCGAGUUAAAUCCGUCGCUAAAGAUUCUAUAGUCCGUGUAAACGGGGACAACUAAGUCAAUCGCGCCGAGUUUUCCAAAUCCCAAUGGACUGUGGACCACACCACACUAGACUUCACCGCCGACCUAAGUCCAAGGCUGAAAACAUAUAUAAAACCGAGACACCCUUAAAAAAAAAUAAAAAGCCUUGUCUACUGAUAUUUUCUUGCUUUCUUGAUCAUGGAUGAGCUUCAGAUUGCGAUACGAGAAGCACAGAUUCUUCAGAGAAUGAGCAACUGGGGUCUUUACUCUACCUUCGAUGGUUCUUAUGAUCCAAGAACUUUCUACGGAAAGCUAGACGUCGACGAGCUACGGCGGGCGAAGCUCGAAGAAAAGAAACGCGAGUUAGCGAGGUUGCGAGCGAGGAAAGAAAAUCGAGAGUUCGAGCUGGUGCUGCAAGAGGUGGAGUUUGAGGUUAUGGUUCAACUAGGAAAAAUCUUGGCGAAGACUAUUGAUCCCGUGCUGAAGGGAUUGAAGAAGGUGGAGGUUGAAGAAGGAGAGGUUUGUGGGGUUUGUCAAGAGGAGAUGGAGACGGGAGAGGAAGUUAGAGCUAUGGACUGCAUGCAUAGGUUUCAUGGGUUUUGUAUAGUUCAGUGGUUGAAGAGGAAGAAGAAGACUUGUCCUUUUUGCAGAUACGAGAUGCAAAUCCACGAGGAUACCUGAUUUUGGCGAUGAUUUGUAAAGCAGAGUUCAGUUUCUCCAAUUUUUUUGUCUUUAAACUUUUUUGAUAUUCAUUCUUUAGGGGAUUUUGGAUUGUUUUGUAAAGUUCAUAAGGUAAUUGAGGCAUAUUUUUUAUUUUGAUCAAAGCACAAUGUAUUAAAUUUGAUCAUCAUAAUGGAAAUUAUUGAGCUUAUUCAA
Hevea brasiliensis (rubber tree) is the source of this 1399-nucleotide messenger RNA. RefSeq lists its product as uncharacterized. Bases 722 to 1204 code for a protein of 160 amino acids. The transcript has a single exon. The record is from RefSeq and is a predicted model, not a curated record. NCBI's taxonomy places the organism in Eukaryota, Viridiplantae, Streptophyta, Magnoliopsida, Malpighiales, Euphorbiaceae.